AUGUACGUGGCUCUAACCAGUCGAUGUUCAAGUACCGGAUCGGGAAAAAAAAAGAAAUACGCCGCAGAACUCAAAGCGGAGUCGACUUCCCACUUCACGGAGUUCCGCGAACUCCAUGAAGUUGGAACGUCUGGUCUCUGGCCAACCAUCUUCUCAGGAAAUCGGCUCUACGACGCCCACCAGUCACUCUUAAGGUCGGCGGCAGUUACACCACAGAUCCAGUCCACACAGCCAAAGCCCUACUUGACAACUUCCCGACGACUCGACGUUGACAGACCUAACGACUUAGACGUAACGACACGUCUUAGACAUGAGCUACGGGCUCACAUGAGUGACUCUCCUGGGACCCCGGAGGAUCUCCCCCUCACUGAGGGGAAGAUUCUGGAGGCGCUCAAGGGAAUGCACCCUACGAGAGCACCUGGACUCUACGGAUUGACCACCAACAUCUGUCUACAGUUUUUCACAACCUUUCCCAAACUCAUUACAGACAUCAUGAACAGAUGUCUGUCCCUCCAAUACUUUCCCCGACAGUGGAAGAGAGUUUAUGUUAAAAUCAUUCGAAAACCAAACAAGACUGACCAUACUGACUUGACCGGCUACAGACCAAUUGGGCUGCUGCCGGUGUUCGGAAAGCUUCUCGAGAAGCUCUUUAUCGGCCGGUCCAGUACGACGGCUGCCAUAAGCGCAGCCGUGGACCAGAUCAGACAUGCUAAGACUGACAAACUGCUCACCGUCGCCGUCUCUUUAGACAUCAAGGCCGCCUUCGACGACGCUUGGUGGCCCGGUCUCUUUCACAGGCUGAGGCAUAUCGGCCGUUCCCGAAACAUCUACGAACUUAUCCUCAGCUACACGAACCUACGCAGAGUCAUGCUGGCUGGACCUCAACUAUGGAACAUCAUCCUCGACGAGCUCUUGGAUAUCGAGCUGCCUUCGGGCUGCCGACUCCAGGCCUUCGCGGAUGACGUUUUGUUGAUUGCACCUGCAAAAUCGGCUUCAAAACUGCAGGGUAACAUUAACAUUGCACUAAAAGGGAUUAAACUCUCCUUCAGCCCCGCUAAGACACAGGCCUUAGCGUUCAACGCUAAAGCCAAACAGAAACAAAACACCAUGGACUCCCAUACCAUACACUUCCAGAAAAUACACACAUGGGGGGCCCACCCCGAAAAUAUCGGCACAAUAUACUUACAGGUUAUAAGACCUAUAAUUACAUACGCUGCCGGAAUCUGCAGCCACGUGGCCGAUAAGAAGUACGUGAGGAAGAGGCUGCUCUCUAUGCAGGGAUCUUUCGCCCUCAGGACCAUCAGAGGGUUUAGGACAGUGUCCACCUCUGCUCCUCUCGCAUUCUCCUUGUUCAUCCCCCUGGACCUAAAAGUCAGAGAGGUGAACCGGGUCGAAGCCACUCGCCUUACAGGCUCGCCCCGCUACUUCCGACAAACAUCACACUGGAGCUUCCGACUCCUCCACACCUUUUCCCCCAUCCAGCACUUAGACAGUCACACAACUCACACAUGUUCUGGAACCAAGAUGAGGUCAAGGACUUUCAGUCAAGGCUUCACCCUGACACCACCCACACUUUCACCGACGGGAGCAAACUCGAGGAUGGUACAGUUGGGGCAGCCUUCGUCAGUUAUGGCGGAGGGCGUAGGCCCGUCUGUAAGAAGUUCGAGCUUCACGGCAGUUGCAAUGUCUUCCAAGCUGAACUUCUCGCCAUUCUGCGGACUUGCGAGUGGGCUUCUUCCAAUGAACACACACACAGUAGUUUACUCAGAUAGCAAAGCCACCAUUCUCGCCAUCCAUAACCGUAGCAACACACAUCCCUUGGUUGCGAACAUACACCACACGUCCGGGACCAUAGAGCUCACAUGGGUCAAGGCUCACGCGGGCAUCGAGGGGAAUCUGGCAAUCGCGAUAUGA
Danaus plexippus (monarch butterfly) is the source of this 1914-nucleotide messenger RNA. RefSeq lists its product as uncharacterized. Gene Ontology annotation, molecular function: nucleic acid binding. The transcript has 5 exons. Lineage: Eukaryota; Metazoa; Arthropoda; Insecta; Lepidoptera; Nymphalidae. Bases 1 to 1914 code for a protein of 637 amino acids. The record is from RefSeq and is a predicted model, not a curated record.